CGUCUCUGGUCGGAAAAGCGGAAAAGCGGGACUUUUCACCCGGGAGAGAGUGCCGCGAGUCCUCGCUCUCGCCCAGAUACCAUUAGAACCUGUUCGAACUAGAGAUUUUCCUGUAACUGGAGAUAAUAUCCAGCGGCCCAAACGCAAUGGUCUAGUUUAAAUUUGGAUUGCCCAAGACUACGCAAAAUAAGCCUCAAGCUGGAUUACAGCAGCGAUAGCAACGGACCCUGGGAGAAGCAGCAGCAGAACCCAAAUCCGCCGAACCCUAACCCGGAAAAGGACAGCAAUGGCAGGACCAAUGAGCAGCUGCAGCACGACUUGCUGCAACAGUUGCAGCAGCAAUUCCAGAUGGCGGCGGUGCAGCAGCAGCAGCAGCAACACCAGCGACAGUUGCUGCAGCACCAGCAUUCGCAUCCGCCCUUCCAAGCCCCCCAGCAACACCAGCCCGCACAGCAGCAACACCAGUCGUUGCAGCAGCAGCAGCAGCAGCAGCAUCAGCAACAGCAGCAGCAACACUUGCACCACUCGCACCACCCACCGCUGCAGCACCACCUGUCGCUAGGCGGCUACCAGCAACUGCAACUGCAGAUGCAGGCCACCAGGAAUCAGUAUUCCACACCGCAACACCAUUAUCGCAGUGCAACCACUGCUGCAGCAGCAACAUCGGCGAAUGCAGCCACCAUAAGACGCCGCACCUUGAGUCAUGUGUCGCGUUCUUACUCCCUGGGCACAACCGCAGCAAAUGCAGCAGCUUCCGCAGCGGCAAGCGCAGCAGCAGCAGCUGCAACUGCAGCAGCCACGCCAGCAACAUCAGCGGCUAGUAGCAAUAAUCAACUGAGUAUCCACAAAACUGGCAUCAUGGUCGCCGCCUCGCGCUGUCGAAGUCCCAUAAUGCUGUGCCACAGCCACAGCGACGGCGAGUUUCCACUGUACAGAGGUAAGUUUGACAUUGAUGGACUACACAGUCUGGAAAAUCGAAGGAUGUGUCUGUAUGGGAGUGUGGGAGGAUAA
This is a messenger RNA of Drosophila biarmipes, 1011 nucleotides long. Its product is annotated as transcriptional regulator ovo-like. The coding region runs from base 349 to 1011 and encodes 220 amino acids. The transcript is spliced from 3 exons. The record is from RefSeq and is a predicted model, not a curated record. NCBI's taxonomy places the organism in Eukaryota, Metazoa, Arthropoda, Insecta, Diptera, Drosophilidae.